CAUCUCAAAUGGCCCCGUAGGGCAACAAGGAUGGUUAGUUUUGACCCUACUUAUUUGUGCCAUAAAUCGAUCCUAAUUGACAGCUCUUUGGACUUUUAUAUCUGCCGAACCCUUUUUCUUGAGCUGUGGUCACUAAAUGAGGGGAGUCUGGCCUGGGAAGUCCCAUCCAUUCUUUCAAUUGGAUGGGGAGCGGGGAUAGUGUCUCCUGCGAUCUGAAGAAUAGGAGGGAAUGUUGACCAGGGAACACCACUGCGGCCGAUCAGAGGAGCAGGAACUGGAGCCCUGGACGAGUCCGAAAAAAGCCAGAUCUGGACGGUGGCUGCGGAACGGUUGUAAGUGGAAGAUGGAAGAGCCGGAGGAACCGGAGGAUACUAGGCAGUCACUGGUCCCGGUGUAUAUCUAUAGUCCUGAGUAUGUCAGUAUGUGUGACUCCCUGGCCAAGAUCCCCAAACGGGCCAGUAUGGUACAUUCUUUGAUUGAAGCAUAUGCACUGCAUAAGCAAAUGAGGGUAGUUAAGCCCAAAGUGGCCUCCAUGGAGGAGAUGGCCACCUUCCACACUGAUGCUUAUCUGCAGCAUCUCCAGAAGGUCAGCCAAGAGGGCGAUGAUGAUCAUCCGGACUCCAUAGAAUAUGGGCUAGGUUAUGACUGCCCAGCCACUGAAGGGAUAUUUGACUAUGCAGCAGCUGUAGGAGGAGCUACAAUCACAGCUGCCCAGUGCCUGAUUGAUGGAAUGUCCAAAAUAGCGAUUAACUGGUCUGGAGGGUGGCAUCAUGCAAAGAAAGAUGAAGCAUCUGGUUUUUGUUAUCUCAAUGAUGCUGUCCUGGGAAUAUUGCGAUUGCGACGGAAAUUUGAGCGUAUUCUCUACGUGGAUUUGGAUCUGCACCAUGGAGAUGGUGUAGAAGACGCCUUCAGUUUCACCUCCAAAGUCAUGACUGUGUCCUUGCACAAAUUCUCCCCGGGAUUUUUCCCAGGAACAGGUGAUGUGUCUGAUGUUGGCCUGGGGAAGGGACGGUACUACAGCGUAAAUGUGCCCAUUCAGGAUGGCAUACAAGAUGAAAAAUAUUACCAGAUCUGUGAAAGUGUACUAAAGGAAGUAUACCAAGCCUUUAAUCCUAAAGCAGUGGUCUUACAGCUGGGAGCUGACACAAUAGCUGGGGAUCCCAUGUGCUCCUUUAACAUGACUCCAGUGGGAAUUGGCAAGUGUCUUAAGUACGUCCUUCAAUGGCAAUUGGCAACACUCAUUUUGGGAGGAGGAGGCUAUAACCUUGCCAACACGGCUCGAUGCUGGACAUACUUGACCGGGGUCAUCCUAGGGAAAACACUAUCCUCUGAGAUCCCAGAUCAUGAGUUUUUCACAGCAUAUGGUCCUGAUUAUGUGCUGGAAAUCACACCAAGCUGCCGGCCAGACCGCAAUGAGCCCCACCGAAUCCAGCAAAUCCUCAACUACAUCAAAGGCUUACAGAUUCAACUUUCAAAAGGGUCACUUUUAUACCUCGCCAAGAUUUCUGACAGACAGAACUGCCCAAGUAUAAGCAUCGUGGUUUACAUAGAUGACAUUUUCAUGGCACUGACCAGCAACUGUGGUCUUACACAAGGUCAUUCUGGAUUCAUUUGGUGAUAGUGGUGGUGGUGGCAGCAAUGGCAGCAACAACAGCAGGAGCACCUGCCACUCUCGCAAUACUGCUGAGCAUCUGUGGCUCACUGCUUCCAACCCCCACCUUCAUCCCCGGACACAUACACGCACACUAGUGACACUGAAAUCUAAUGUAAAACCUGGAAGGCCAAUCAAGAAUAUGCCACCCUCUUGGCUUCCAGCCUGGUGACCAUGAUCCUGGGGAAGAUCACAGGAGGAGAGCUGGACCAGAGCAGACUUCUCAUGUUCACUAUGGCAGUAAGGCAGUGGGGACACCAAGCCAUACUGGGCUUACAUGAUGAAUGAUCACAAAGCAAACAUGAAACCAACACAGAACUAUUUUUAUGGCUCCUCCAAGGAAAGAAUCCCUCUACCUCACUCUUCAGCUGUUCACUGCUGGGCUCAGUGACCCUUCACUUCAGGAUCCACAGUGAUGGCUGAUGUGACUUGAAUUGUGGGUUUUCCUUUCACAGGCCCUUGAGCUCUCUGGCAGCUGUUGGCACUUCCAGAUGUUUGUGACACACCCUACCUUCAGGGCUCCACAGUUAGCAACUGUGCCUUUGGCUACAGUAAAGGUCUUUGGGGCCAUUGGGACCGUAAACCAGGGUGUGCAGAAGGAGUUGGCAGUGCUGAGACUGGCAUUACUUGCUGGCUCAAUCAGGAUGGCAUAGUUAAUGGAUUGUGCCUGCCAGGCAAUUUGUCCUGGAGAAUUUAUCUUCCAGGAAGCACCUAUAAACUAAAGGGAGCCUCUCUGACCUUCUGGUGGCGUCCAAGGCCUAAUCAUGAUAUGCCUUGAGGUGAAUAGGGGAUGUUAGCAUUUAGGGAUUUUUUGCAAGCCAGCGAGAGUAAGUAUCCAGUUCAAGUCGAAAAUCCCAGCUUCCAUUUCCCACUGGUGUUUGGGUGGGGCAAAAUAGAGCAAAUAGCUUUCAAACUCUAAAGUAUUAUACAGAUGUAAGGCGGUAUUAUUCCUCCUACCACUGCUAUUCCCAUUAUCCUGGAUUUCCCAGCCCAGAAUUUUUGUCUGAAAAAGAAAUGUGGAGAAGGCACAUUGACCAAAGAACCUCGGAGCUGUGUCUCCAAAACUGCUGGGAGGCAUUGCCCAACCCAGCAGAUAGACAACUGCCGGGGCCCAGCUCCACAAGCUGGCUGUCAGGCAAGCAGCCCACUCCUGUGAUGUCACCCCACAGUUACUUGUGCCCAUCCCUCCACAUGAAGCCAGCAGAUUUAGGCACAGGAGGGGAGAAAAAAUGAAUCAUAGGCUAUUUUAGAAAUUGCUUCGAUUCAGUUUGAGACUGCAGUAGUGCCUUGAGAGCUAAGACCAGAGCACACUAACCAUCAGGGUAAUAUCCUCUAAGUGCUGAUAUCCUGUAAAUGUCAGAAGCCUAGUGGGAUUAAUCCACAACCUCAGGUUCUAAUUCAGGUCAGAGGCAGACAAAUGGUAAUUGGCAGUUUUACUUAAUUGUCAAUAAAAGGCUCUCUGAUGACAGGAGGGAUCGACAUUCCAAGGCAAGCAAUGCAGUUGACAAUUAACAGCUAAAAAUUAAACCAACCAUCCAUAUCAGCACAUGCCCAAAGCUUCAUAGGAGCCCUUUGUACUGCAAUUAUUCCUAGGUAGAAAAUGAGGUCCUUGAACCUGGCCAUGAUAGGGCAGCAGCUGGAAAUCUUGCUCUAGCCCUGUAGCCUACCAGAUCCCUUGCCCUCCUGACAAUCUCUCAGAGGCUCGCCAUGGCCUCUCAGAUAAGGCCCUGGACUUGAUAUGGCCUCUAGCCACCUCUCCAGCUGCAUUGUCCCCGUCCCAGACCUUCACCCUAUAUCCUGACCUCAAAAACUUUGCAGUUGGCUUUAUACAUCCUGCUCUCUUCCUGCUGCCUAGAACAUUCUUCCCUCCUUUGCCCUUCAAUAAGUCACCUGCUCUGUGAAGCCUCUUGUGCCCUCUUUUUCUGCCCACAGCACUCUGUACAUACUGGAAUUGUAUCACCUUGCUGCUGUGGACUAGAAUGUGUUUGCCUCCAUAUGUGUCUUCCUCACUAGGCUUAGAACUUCUUGACAGCAAGAACUGUCUUGAUCCUCUCUGUGACCUCAGCACCCAGCACAGGGCCUAGGCCAUUGUAGACAUCGGUGAAGGCUUAGGCAAUAAAUGGACAGAAAAAUGGACCAGAUUGAGGGCAGGGGUGCACACCAUCCAAGAUUCUCAGAUACCGGAGCCUCCCAGCAGCAAAGCAGCCUGAACACUGGCUGCCCAAGAGCAAUGCCUGCAAUUAUUUUUUUCAAGAUGUGCCUCAUGUUCCUCUAUAUGAGAGACAAUCUGAGGUAACAAAGACAUUUUCAAUUUUAAUAGUCAUUUUAAUGUAUGUUUUAAAAUGUUAAUAAGCAUGUUAUCUAUUAUUAUUGUUAUUGCUGCUUAUGAUAGAUAAGGCCAAAAUGGGUAUUAAAGUUUUCUUCUUAUUUUUUUUAAUUUCUUUUUAAAAAUUAAUAGAGACGGGGACUCCCUAUGUUGCCCAGGCUGUUCUCAAACUGCUGAGCUUAAGGGAUCCUCCCACAUCAGCUUCCCAAAGUUCUGGGAUUACAGGCAUGAUCCAGUGGGCCCAACCUGAAGGUUUAAAAGUGAAUUAAUGCCCUCCCAAAAAUA
Molecule: messenger RNA, 4262 nt
Organism: Cebus imitator (Panamanian white-faced capuchin)
Lineage: Eukaryota; Metazoa; Chordata; Mammalia; Primates; Cebidae
Gene: HDAC8
Product: histone deacetylase 8
Exons: 11
Coding region: 230-1618 (462 amino acids)
Molecular function (GO): histone deacetylase activity
Source: RefSeq, a predicted model, not a curated record